CUGCUUUCAGUUUCAUUUGAGACGUUGACGCGAUCGCCAGCAAAAAAAUACCAGGCAGCUGCCAAACUUCAAGUCGCGCAUGAGAAAUAUAUAUUUUGAAACGGGUUAAUCCAAUACACAGCCGAAAAUCGAACGCUCUUAAUUUUAUAAAUUUUUUUCUUUCGCUCGUUUUGCCAUAAAUGUCGAGCGAAAAUUUCUGCUGCAAGUGAAUUUCUGUGUGUGCUUUUGUUGUUGUUGUCGUGAUUUGCAUAAUCUGCAAGUUAAUAAACAAUGCAAAGAAGUGGGCAAAAAUCAUAAAUAAAGUGCACCGCUUAAAGUGUAAUUAAAAUUCAUUAAGAUUUUUUUCGUGCACAGAGCAAGGAAAAAACGAGUUUGUUGCCUAAGUUAUUUGUUUUGAAUUUCAAAAAUUCGCCAAAACAUUUAAUAAUAAGAAUUAAACAAAAAAAAAGCUGGAAAGCUGACUUGAGUCCAGGCCACGUCGACAAGAAGUUCCAUAAAAGACUUUGAUGGUGACAAGUGAGGAUUGCUAGAGGCAAAUAUCACUCGAAAUGAUUUUAAGAACGCAGCUUUGGCUGGGAAUUCUCCUGGUGGCGCUGCUCCUAAGUGCUCGCGUUUCUAGCGAAGAUGAGGAUUAUGGUGGUGAAAUGGUGGGUUCCAGCCUGGGCGGCAACGAUGAGAUCUACGACCCGGCACAACUGGACGCCGAGGUGGAAAAGGAGAUGGAACAGCAUCGGAAUAGUCUGGAGGAGGAUCGGGGAACCGAAAGCUCCCAGACCAUGGAGCUGGAAAUGAGUACCAUGCGGCCAAUGGAAUCCAGUAGGAUGAACACAAUGGCUCCAUAUUCCGAGGAGAAUACGGCGGCCGAAAUGAUGGAGGAUGCUCCAACGCAGAAACGGACGUCCAAGGUGGACAAACCAGCUCGGGAUUACUAUUACGAGGACGCGCCUGAGGAUGAGGUAGUGGCUAGCACCACAGCCCGAGUGGCCACCACCAUGAUUCCGGAGUAUGUGCGUCAGGCCAAGGCGGAGAGAUACCCGCAGCGUGACCAGGAGCACAAUGCAUCCGACUACGCGGAGGAGGAGGAGGCCACCAAAGCGGUGGAUGAGCUACCACCCGCCGAUCAGUUCUAUCGGGUAGAGCAACACGAACCCAUUCCCCAGGCUCAAGUGCAACAGCUGCCCACUCAGGACAAGCCCAAUCCGUUCAAGUACUCCUCCGAGGAUGAAUACUACGAUGAACCAGCUGAGGUCAAAUCGAAUCCCAUCACCACCUCAACCACAACCACAACCACCACAGAGGCUCCUCCUUUGCCCAUUCUAAGGGCUCGUUUCGGUGGCUUCCCCUGGGCCACCACCCAGGCACCCAAUCCUCCGGCUGCUGCUAGUGCCACCACCUCAACCACAACCACAUCGACCACAACAACAACAACCAGCACGUCAACCACAACACCCAGUCCCAGGAAACAGCCAAAACACAUCCAAGUGUCCGGUGGCUCAAAGCCGGAAUUACUGCCCGCCGAUCAGCUGCGCAACUACAUCAAGGAUGUCUACAUCCGCAUGCCCCUGGCGGUGAUCGUAGAUCCUUCUUCGGCAUCCUUGGAGCAGGCAAAGCGACUCUACAUCGAUGCCUUGCAGGACAAGAACAUCGACAUCAAGAUUGUCUUGGUAACGCUUAAUGGAGCCGGUGCCCCCUCUGCCUUCAGCUUCAACAACACCCGCGAGUUCAUCGCUGGCCUGAAUAGCACCAAGGAGCACGAGGGCGGCAACUCAUUUGUGGGCGUCCUCCAUGCGGCCGAGUUGGUUCCCUACGACAGUGCCGUUUUCAUCUCGACAGCAGCGAUUCCUCCGCACACGGAACUGGUCCAAGAUGCGGCCAUUACACUGCUGAAGAAGAGGAUCAGGCUUUUCCUUCUUUGGUAUGGUGAGCGUUCGGGCAGUGAGAACGAAACCGAGGACGCUGUGGGCGGCAUCCUGGGCGAGGUGGCCAUCCGAUCUGGUGGCGAGAUCAUCCACAUCGUGAGCACAGAGCACGGACAGCAUAUAGCUGGCAAUACGCUCACCCUGGUGGCGGACGCGUAUCAGGGCGUCCAAGAAUUGGAUCUGCCGGUAGACACGACGUUGUCCAGUCUCCAUGUCCGCAUCGAUGCGAAUAUGAGACGGGCCACGAUGGAGACGCCAAAUGGUGAGAUAAAUCUGAAGAAACUGGGCAAAAUCAAUGGAGUUAAUAUCUCCGAGACGUCGAAUCCCCAAGAACUGGAUGCCUACGUACCGCUGAACAAGCUGCGACGCGCCGCAAUUUUCAAAUUGAAACUACAGCCCGAGUUGAACGAGAAAUACAAUGUUUUCGUGCGCGCCGAAAGAAAAGCGGAUGUGUUUUUGGGCGACAUCAUCAAGCGCAUCGAUAGCUACUACAAAAGCGGCCAAACGAAGGCCAAGUCGGCGAAAAUCCAGUUUCCCGACAACGAAAAGGACACCGAGAAGCUGGAGGAGGAGGAUGUGGACUCGCCGAAGAACGAAAUAGAAACCUUUUCGGAGAAGGAAAUCCAAAGGACUCCCAAUCUCAAUCAAACCCUUUUGGCCUCCAGCACGGGACAGCCGAGGAGCACCCUGAAUGCCAUGCUCCUCCAGCGAUGUGGCACCAAAAUCGAACUGGGCACUGAAUCCAAGCUUUUGGUGAUGCCUGGCCAGACAGCCUCGCUGCUCUUUGAGGUGACCAACAUGAAAACAGAGACGGUUUACUCCACCAUUCAGGUGACCGACGAGCGGCGCUUCCUGGUCCAACUAAAUCCCACCAGAUUAAAUCUGCGCGCUUUGGAGACGCAGACAGUGCGUCUGACUGUUUUGGUGCCCACUGGCACAGCUCAGGGCACCACGGACCGCAUUACCUUCACCAAUUAUGGUCGCGAAACCUCCACGCUGGCCGUGAAUCUUAAAGUGGUCUCCAGCAUAGAUGCUCAGGACUCAACUGGCCCAAAUUUGUCCUGGGAGUUUGGCAGCCGCUGUGAUUAUCUCACACCUGAAUCCUUAAACUGUGGCGAACGCUUUUGGACGCUGGAUGUCACGGCUCAGGACUGGCAGUCAGGCAUGUUGCGUUUGCAGGCUACGCCGCCGGAGGGUCUUUUCUACAGGAACUACUAUACGGCUGGCAGCACAGAACCCCUGAAGGCCACCUACAUGGCUUCUUGCUGCGAACCCAAGGUAUCCCUCGUCGCUUUCGAUGCGGCAGGCAAUCAGAGGAGCCUCACCAUCGACGUGAGGGAUGUUUACUUAAACGAAGCCGCCAUUGCAGCUAUUUGCCUAGGAGUAAUUCUGCUCCUGCUGCUAAUCGCCGCCCUUAUUUGGAGCAUUGUGUGGUGUUGUCGGCGGAGAAAGACAACGUUGGAGCUGCCCACAUAUAGAUCCCACUCCACGAGGAGCAUGGAGUAG
Molecule: messenger RNA, 3425 nt
Organism: Drosophila takahashii
Lineage: Eukaryota; Metazoa; Arthropoda; Insecta; Diptera; Drosophilidae
Source: RefSeq, a predicted model, not a curated record